AAGAAACCAUCCACAGAGAGAUAAGCACAAUCAGUAAGAAAAGAGAGAGAGAGGGUUUGAGAGCUCAAAACUGAGAGUGAUUUUGGUUUUUGUUUAAUUUCUUUACAAUUUCCCCCUCUGUAAUUCCCCGCUUCUCUGAAUCCCUUUCUGUUAAUCAUCUGUCUUUAAGAAAAAUCUGAUUUUUGGGUUUGUUUUCAAAAAUAAAUGGUUCAAAAGCAAACUUAGAAGGAUUUCUCGAAAGCCAGGUAUUUUCAGAAUCGAGAUCCAGGUUUUUUAAGUUAUAUUUUCUGCAAAUUCUAAAGAUCUGUUUUUUUUUAUUUUCUUGCUUUUUGAUUUCUUUUGUUAGCUGAAUCAACUUGCAGGGUUGUUUUUUUUCCCUUGAGGUUGGUUUUUAGGUACUCGAAAUUGAAGGGGUUGUGUAUUUUAAACCUCUAGAAUUUACCUGUUCUUAAUUUUAACAAGAAUCAGGUUGGUUUUUAUUUUUCUGUUUUUGUUAACAGAUUUAUUUUAGUUUUGUGAUCUUAUUAUCAGUUCUAGUGUUGAAGAAAUGGCAGCUACAAUGGAUUUCCACAGUGGCAGACCUCUUCAAUCAGACCACUUUGGGGGUGAAUUAAUGGAAGCACUUGAACCUUUUAUGAAGAGUGCUUCUUCUUCUUCUUCGUCAGCAACACCUUCUCCUUCUCCCUCACCUUCUCCCUCUCCUUCUACUUCUUAUUCUUCUUUCCCAUCUGCAUCUUAUAACAAUUUCCUCUCUUUUUCUCCUUUCCCCACAGUCGCCACAUUACCAGAGGCUAAUUUGUAUCCUGAUGCUUGCUCUUCAUCGUCAGCCCUUCUCUUUUCUAACGGGUUGUCGAUUCAAGAUCCUUUGUUAGGUCUCCAGCAGCAACAAGGUCCCAUUGGCCUCAACAACCUGACCCAGUUUCAAAUCCAACAGAUCCAAGCUCAGAUGAACCUCCAAAACCAGAUUUGCUGGCAACAACCACAACAACUGCAACAGAACCAACAUCUUCACUUUCUUUCUCCAAAGCCAGUCCCAAUGAAGCAAGUGGGCUCUCCAUCAAAGCCCACAAAACUCUACAGAGGAGUGAGACAGCGACAUUGGGGCAAAUGGGUAGCUGAGAUCAGACUUCCCAAGAACAGGACCCGUCUCUGGCUUGGAACUUUCGACACUGCUGAAGAAGCCGCAUUAGCUUACGACAAAGCCGCCUAUAAGCUUCGUGGCGACUUCGCAAGACUCAACUUUCCUAACCUCCGACAUAACGGGUCUCACAUCCGUGGCGAAUUCGGCGAGUACAAGCCUCUCCAUUCCUCAGUUGAUGCGAAAUUGACAGCUAUCUGUGAAAACUUAGCUGAGUCGCAGAAACAGGGGAAAAGAGAGAAGCAAAGGAACUCCGCCGAGAAGAAACGACACCGUUUGGGAACAGCCGUAUCGGUGGUGGAGGAAUCAGAGAAAGUAUCAAGUUCCGAGAAUAAAACUAUGGAUGAUGCUGAGGUGGAAUCAUGUGUUAAGGUUGAAAUCAGCUCGAGUGAUGGGUCGGCCGGCUCUUCUCCGUUGUCGGAUCUGACGUUUCAGGAUGGUCCAGAACCGUUCUGCGAUGUCGUUUCAGAGAAUUUUAUGCUGCAAAAGUACCCAUCUUAUGAAAUUGAUUGGGCGUCAAUUUUAUCUUAGACCUCUUUAUGUAAUUUUAUUUUUAAUAUUGUAAAGUAGAUUCUAGGGUUCUUAGUGGCUUCUGCAAUCAAGUUUUUGGCAGUUGCGGAGCCUAAGUCUAGUCUGUGUCAUUUUGGUAGUAUUAACUAUUCUGUUCGUGUUAAUAUGAUUUUCAUGUAAAUCUCCCAAGUGGUCAGCUGGUUUUAGUCAUGUUGAACCACGGAGAAUUUGUGCUUGUCCUGUAAUUCAAGUCUUUUAUGGUAUUGAUGUAGUAUUUUUCCUGCC
Messenger RNA from Mangifera indica (mango), 1933 nucleotides. Its product is annotated as ethylene-responsive transcription factor RAP2-13-like. The coding region runs from base 548 to 1669 and encodes 373 amino acids. Gene Ontology annotation, molecular function: DNA binding; DNA-binding transcription factor activity. The record is from RefSeq and is a predicted model, not a curated record. NCBI's taxonomy places the organism in Eukaryota, Viridiplantae, Streptophyta, Magnoliopsida, Sapindales, Anacardiaceae. Gene Ontology annotation, biological process: regulation of DNA-templated transcription. The transcript has a single exon.